Messenger RNA from Zasmidium cellare ATCC 36951, 7245 nucleotides. RefSeq lists its product as uncharacterized. The record is from RefSeq and is a predicted model, not a curated record. The transcript has 3 exons. Gene Ontology annotation, molecular function: phosphorelay sensor kinase activity; protein binding; ATP binding. Gene Ontology annotation, biological process: protein phosphorylation; phosphorelay signal transduction system. NCBI's taxonomy places the organism in Eukaryota, Fungi, Ascomycota, Dothideomycetes, Mycosphaerellales, Mycosphaerellaceae. Bases 1 to 7245 code for a protein of 2414 amino acids.
AUGUCGAACGAUCUCGCGGCCGCCCCCUUCGUUCCCUCGCCGCUGUCUCUGCAAGAUGAGUCCGCCGCCGCGCCCUUCAAGCGCAUGUACGAGCGGCUAAAGGAGGAUGUGCCGGGGUACGAGUUCCUGGACAAGAUCCCGCCCUUCCACUCCAGCUACGAUGAUUGGCACUUCUUCGGCCGCCGGCGAGUGCGAACCGGCCCAAAUGGACGCAAGACGAGCGCCUCGUCUAUGACCGACUCGUCGAAACCAUCGAGCAUCCGAACGCGAUCAGACUACGAUGUCUCCAACGAUGAAGAGAAAGAGAGGGAUGUCUGGGUGGUUGGCCGUAUGUCGAGACAGAUACUCCGUCUGGAGCGCGAAUUCAAGAUGUGCCAGUCCUUGUUUCGCAAGUCAGGCGACAAGGCGCAUUUUGUACGGCCGCUCGACUUCUUCCGUUUGCCUGCGCGACAGCCUGGAGACGUUCCAGCAGCUAUAGUGAUAGUGGAGGCACCUGGCCGAAACUACUUGCGAGAACUCGUCGAAUUUGGUCCAAACUUCUACAUGGGCUCAGCAGACUCGCCACAGGCGCCGCGAAGUGAGGCCUGUAUUGCCCUGCUGACGUUCCUAGAUUUCGCUAUUGGCGCAUCGGAAUGUCUCGAGUUCAUCCACCACGAGCACCAGUCGAUCCAUGGCGAGAUUCGCGGGGAUGCAUUCCACUACAACAGAGAUAACUGUCAAGUCAGAAUGGUCAACUUUGGCUCGGGUGUUAGAAGCUUCGAGCACGGCUUGACCUCUGCGAACUGGUCAACGCUCAUGUCGGAACGAGGCGUCGAACACAGGCUGCAGUUCAUCGCUCCCGAACAGACAGGUCGCCUUCCAGCGGAACCAGACGCUCGAACCGAUAUCUACUCGCUUGGUAUUCUCUUCUGGACCAUGCUCACUGGACAACGACCCUUCGAUGGCAAGACUCCUCUCGACAUAAUGCAGAAUGUCUUAUCUAGGCGAAUACCUCCCGUUGGCUCGAUCCGGCAUGAUGUUCCAGACGCUCUCACCAAAGUCAUUCAAAAGAUGACGGCUCGCAACAUGGACGAUCGGUAUAACAGCACAUCUGGCGUCAAGUACGACAUGCAACAGCUGAAGAAAAUAUUGAUGGAGGGUGAUCAGACUGCUCUGGCCAACUUCCAGAUCGCGUCGACCGAUCUUAGCUGUUUCUUUACGCUUCCUACCCAGCUAGUUGGCCGCAAAAGGCAGAGAAAACAGAUUAUCGAUGUCAUCGAGUCUGCGGCCGAACGUGCAGCUCGAAAUGGCCCGAUCCUUGGCCGCAAGACUUUGUACAGCAUCAGCAGUGGAUCCAGCGUGAUUUCCGGUGGAGGAGAUACGCUCGGUGGCAUCGAAGACGUUUUGAGCGACAGCACGUCUUCCACAGAUCGAGAGCGCAGCCGUGACGAUGGUCGUUUGAUGUCUAUCCCUGAACUCGCACCGCCAUCUGAGCUAUCGAGACGGAAAACGCGGUCACAGGAGCGGCCAGGACGAGCAGGAAGUGUAUCAAGUUCCAUGACAUCCAUCAACGGCGACACAGACAUGAGGCCGGUUGAGACGAAUCAUUCUGUCGAUAGUCGUGGCUCAUCUCACCACAACACUCAGGACAGCCUAUAUAGGACCACGUCGAGCUUCCAGACGACGUCGUCCGAACCCAGCACAUUGCUUCGGACUGCACACCGGCUGAAGAAGAAAGGCAAGACUGAGCUCAUCAGCAUUUCAGGUCCAGCAGGUUGUGGCAAGUCCAGUCUGGUCCAAAGCAUACAGGCCUCUGCUCGGAAAUCCGGCUACUUCACGUCUGCCAAAUGGGAUGCUGUUCGAACAUCACCCUUCGAUCCAGUGGUGCGAGUCAUGUCGUCUCUGUUUCGACAGAUCUUCUCAGAGAACGAUGUUAACACCCCGUUCCAUGACAACAUCCGCAACUUCGUGAGACCAUUUUGGCCUCUGCUCCACGGAUUCCUUGAACUGCCUCUUUGGCUGCUCGCUCCUACAUCUAAUGGAAAGCUCUCGGCUGCCAGUGCCAAUCAGCCUGUACAAAACGGCGCUCCACCGGAACGGAAGAAAUGCUCAGCUGCUAGUACGCAGGAGUGGUUACGAGCCGGCGGUGGAUCGAAGAGCUCGCGGUUCAUGCACAUUUUCCUGGACGUCCUGCGUCUUCUGGCUGUUCAAAAGAUGAUAUCGAUCUGCUUGGAUGAUCUGCAAUUCGCAGACACUGAGAGCCUCGAGCUGAUAUCUGCCAUCUCCAAGUCGAGGAUACCCAUCACACUCAUUCUAACGUAUCGUGAAGAGCAUCACCUCACGCCCGCAAUGAGGCGAAUACUCGAACACGCCACUAAAGUCGAAGUAGGUCCUUUCAGCGACGAGGAGACGACACAAUUCGUUGCCGAGACAAUGCACCGCGUGGCUGACGCGGAUUACUGCACCCCCCUUGUUGCUGUGAUCCAAGAACGGACACAUGGAAAUCCUUUCCACGUGAAAGAAAUGCUCGAGCAGGCAUACCGCAGCAAGUGUAUCUACUAUUGCUGGAAAUGCUCCAAGUGGGAAUUCAGCCUGGAUCGUUUGUUUGAGGAAUUCAGCUCCAAAAGUCCACUCUCGACGACCGAUUUUAUUCUCAAACGGAUCAAGGAUCUCCCUCUAGACGCGCAAACAGUCCUCGCCUGGGGAGCCAUCAUCGGCAACUCCUGGAAGUUCUCGACCCUGAAGCGCGUCAUGUCGUGCCAGUGUUCACAGCUGUCUCCGCAGCCGCUCAUACCACCUCGCUCUCAAGACGCUGUCGCUGGACUGCAAAUCGCCCUGAACAGCUUCAUAAUAAUGUCCACUGACGAUGAGGAUCGGUUCAAGUUCAGCCAUGAUCGAUACGUGCAAGCUGCAGAAUCGCUCAUCACUGGGAGCACAUACGAGCCCGAGGAGAUGCACUUUGUCGUCGCGUGCUCCAUGAUGAAGCACGAACCGUACGAUCCUCUGAAUAUGCCAAACAAGGUGUUGUUUGAGCAGGCUAGACACAUCUGUGAAGGCCUAGCUGUCGUCAAGAAGAGAGCGGCCAAGAAAGCGCCUUUCCGUGAGCUCCUCUAUCAAUCUGCGGAACUUGCACGUGAAUCAGGAGCUAACAAGUCCGGCCUCUUCUUUUUCGAAACCUGCCUGGACUUGCUUCCAGAGAACCCAUGGACCGAUUCUGCGGAUUCGACAUACGUUGAGACGCUGACUCUAAAGACCCGUGCGGCUGAGGCCUACUGGUAUGAUGGACAAUACGAGAAGGGAAAGCAGCUACUAGAUGAAGUCUUUGAACGAGCUCAAGACUUCACCGACAAGACACCCGCCGCAAUCAUCCUGAGUCGAAUGCACGCCCAGCGCGGUGACAGCAGUUCCGCGUUCAAGGUACUAAAAGCUGCUCUUUUCGAUGUCGGCAUCAAGGUACCGGAGACAAGUUGGGAAGAAUGCGACGAAGAGUUUCACAAGAUCCUUCCGCUUCUGCAAAUGACGCCGCCGGAUCUUGACCGAGCAGAGGCAGAACGUGGCAGAUCUGUAGACCGGACACUGGCUACUCUUGGAGCCCUACUAACGGAGACCAUCUCAAGCGCGUUCUGGUCGGAUUCUCUUCUACACUAUCAGGCCACUCUGAUCGUCAUGAAGAUCUAUCUUGAACGAGGCGUGUUCCCACAGGCAGGUCUCGGUCUCAUCAACUUCGCUACCCUCUCUGUCUGGCGGUUCAACAUGGUCAGCGAGUCUAUGGAACUGGUGGAGACGGCAUUCAAUAUUAUGAAUACCUACGAUCAGGAGUUCUACACUAUUGGCCGGACGCUUACACUCUACAGUGUCUUCCUCGGGCAUCUGCACAAGGAUAUGCGUGAGUGUUUCAUUGCUUUGAACCGCGGGCUGGAUGCUGCCGCCAGUGCCGGCGACAAGAUUCUCCACCUACUCAACCUUGGAAUCAUGAGCUCGUACAGGCUUUGGGCAUCAGAGAACCUCGCCGAGAUCGACGCGUUCAUUUCCAGUGUCGGAGACGAGUUCCCGGACUGGACUACCAAUCUUCGCGGUGGAGCCUUCCUCAUGGGUAUUAGGCAACUGUCGCGUGCUCUCGCUGGCAAGACGUACGUCAAGUCCGCUCAGGACGUGCUCACCGACCACGCACAUCAGACCGAGGCAUAUGAAGAUCUCAUCCGAGCUACAGCGUCGAAUCCAGAGCGGCCUCUUGUCAUCUAUAGAUGUCACAAGCUCAUGGCAAUGCAUUACUUCGGACACUUCAAGGAGGCAGUGGAGUACGCAUAUGAGCUUUUGCCAUUGGCGGACGGUCUCCUCUCCUCGAGGUAUCAUUAUUCCAUCUACUUCAUCCUCACGAUGUCAUUAUUGGCAAUCAUUAGGGAUGAGCCCGAUCGUGCUGAUCGUCAAGAGCUUUUCGACAAGGUGCUGGACUAUCGUACCCGCUGCGACAUUGUCACACGCUACAACGACGUCAAUUACGUGGUAUACCUGGAGUUGAUGGACGCUGAGAUUGCAGAUGCUGAGAAGCGUUAUGGUGAAGUCUUGGCACAUUACGAGAAGGCGAUCAACCACGCGGUUCUGCAUUCAAAUACAUUGGACGAAGCACUCAGUCUAGAACAUUACGCCGACUGGAUGUGCCGUAGAGGAGCCGCUCGGCCUGCUCGCGGCAUCUUACUUGAUGCUAUGUCAGCAUACAGGAGAGUUGGCGCCUUUGGCAAGGCUAAUCACUUGCAAGAGCGAUCCGAGUUUCUCCUCUACGGCAGCAGAAGCCUCUCGACUGUCGACGCGGGCACGCAGACCGACCUCGACGUCGUGUCCGGUCCCUCAUACGCCUACAAACUCGAAAAGAUUGCCAGCCAUCAGGCCGUACAGACGCCGGCAGAUAGGACUGUCGAAUGGCUAGAUCCGUCAACUGCGGCCGCUCCCCAUCAUAAGGAGGCACCAGCUGCGCUCUCUUCGGCCGUUGGCUUGGAUAUGAUCGAUCUUGCGGGGAUUCUGGAGUCUUCGCAGUUGCUGUCGUCGGAGCUUAAUGUCGAACGGCUGCUUUCGAAGUUGACGACGAUAAUAGUGGAUUCGACCGGAGCUUCGUUGGUCGGUCUCGUCGUUGAGAGCGAUCAAGGCGAAUGGUGCGUGGCUUCAGUCGGCACUCCGGACAACAUCGACGCACCCGAAGACGGCAUUCCUCUGGACGAUGUCGAGGACCCGGUUGCCAGGCAAGUCACUCGUUACGUGCUACGCUUCAAGGAGCAGGUGUUUCUGCGAAACGUGCUCGACGACGAGCGUUUCAACAGUCUAGCCGACUCGUGGCUUGAGAAGAAUCCUGACGGUGCAUCCAUGAUCGCUAUCCCCAUCUUGCAUGGCGACCAGGUCUUGCUUGGAAGCUUGUACUGCCAAGCGCCUCCGAAUACCUUCACGGAGCGGACAGUGACUCUCCUCAAACUCCUGGUGAACCAGAUUGCCAUCUCGAUAGCCAACGCAUUGCUCUUCAAACGCUCUGAGAAGGUUCAAGCCAGCAAUACGUCGAUGCUGGAAGUUCAGAAACAGGCGCUUGCACAGGCUCGAGAAGCAGAGAAGAAGGCCAAAGCUGCCGAAGCUAAGGCCAUGGAGAUGGUGCGACUGAAGGAUGAGGCGGCCAAGGCGAAGUCGAUGUUCCUGGCCAAUGUAUCUCACGAGCUUCGAACACCUCUCAACGGUGUGAUCGGCAUGAGUGAGAUGCUGAAGAGCACGCCUCUCAAUAAGGAGCAGGAAGAGCAUGCCGACUCGAUCAGAGUCUGCGCCGACACUCUGCUCAGUGUCAUCAAUGACAUUCUGGAUUUCAGCAAACUCGAAGCUGGCAAGAUGCAGGUAUUCUCCGUGCCGUUGUCGCUGACUGAGACCAUCAGCGAGGUGGUACGAGCACUCUCUUACACCAACAUUGAGCGGAAUCUCGAGACCGUUCAGGACUUGCGACUCGAUCCGAAUCUUGUUGUCAUGGGCGAUCCCGUGCGUCUACACCAGAUUUUGAUGAACUUGAUGUCGAAUGCGUACAAGUUCACUGCGAAAGGCAAGGUCACGGUUCGAGCAAAGGUCGAUUCUGAGGACGCAGACAGCAUCAAGGUUACUGUGUCGGUCACGGAUACUGGUAUCGGUAUCUCAGAAGAGCAGCAGAAGAAGCUCUUCUUACCAUUCUCGCAAGCAGACUCCAGCACUGCCCGCAGCUACGGAGGCACAGGUCUCGGACUUUCAAUUUGCAAAGCCAUUCUCGAGAACGUAAUGCAGGGCCAGAUCUGGCUUGAGAGUACUCCGGGUGUGGGCACGACCGUGUCUUUCAGCUUGCCUUUCAAGAAGGUCAAGCAUGGCGAUAUGGGCGAGCAGAAUGGCGGCACACCACACGGACGGGAAGCGGAUCCAAUGGCCAUCUUUACACCUCCAGCGGAAGACGAUGGACCAGGUGCGAGGGCGAUCAUGAGCUUGCAGGGUAUUCCGCGCGAUCAGUUGAAGGUUUGCAUUGCUGAGGACAAUCCCAUCAACCAGAAGAUCGCGAUCAACUUUGUCAAGAAGCUUGGCUUCAACUGCGAGGCAUACGGCGACGGACAGCAAGCGGUGGAUGCACUGACCCGAGCCAGCAAAGACGGAAACCCCUUCCAUCUGGUCUUGAUGGACGUUCAAAUGCCAGUACUCGACGGCUACAACGCCACCCGCGAGAUCCGCAAACACGAAGACCCCCAGGUCCGCGACAUCCUCGUCAUCGCCAUGACCGCCAGCGCCAUCCGCGGCGACCGCGAGAAGUGCCUCGAAGCAGGCAUGAACAACUACCUCGCCAAACCCGUCCGCGCGGAUACCCUCAAACAAAUGCUCGAAUCCUACCUGCACCAACCCGCCAAGACCAUCCCCAACCUCCAACAAGAAGCCAACAACCUCGUGAACACCGUCGUCUCGCAAGUCGACACCAACACCAGCAACAACACCAACGGCCACACAUCAUCAUCAACAGAAAACCUCCCACCACCACCCAGCGCCAUCCCCGAGCGCCCUCGGUCCGCACGCCACGACGCCACGGAGAUCCACCUUUCUCCCGAAGAGAUGGCAAAAAAGCCCCAAGCCCAGGCGAACAUGCAGGCGCAGAUGCAGGCGGUCCAACAGCAGAUUAAGGAACUGCAAGAGAAGCCUAGUCGGGCGAGUGGGGCGAGGCCGGCGCUUGGGAGGGGGAAUAGUAGUUGGGAGACGGCGAGGAGAGGGGAGAGUGGGAGGGGGAAGGGGGAGUGA